AGAAGUGAGAAGAAGAGUUCGUCUUUUCCUUCGGAUCCCGAAUCCUCCUCCUCUUCUCCUCCCCGUUGAAGUGUGCAAGAAUAUUACAGAUGGCAACUGUGACUGCAUCGCAAUUUGUUUCUAGAGGCUCACACCUCAACUGUGGGGGAGCAUCCAGAUCUGAAACCAAGGCAACAUGGACACAAAUUGGCCUCAUGAAUCGAACAGUGACCCACAAUGGGUUAAGAUCUUUGAACAAAGUCGAUAUGCUACGGAUGAAAACCAACACUAAAGCAACUACAAGGCAAGCUAGGAAGAUGGGAUUCAAAACUGAAAAUGACACGCAGUUUGGAACCAUUGUAUGUGGAAAAGGAAUGAACUUAGUCUUUGUGGGAGCAGAGGUUGGUCCAUGGAGCAAAACCGGUGGACUUGGUGAUGUUCUUGGAGGACUGCCACCAGCUAUGGCGGCCAAUGGACACCGAGUAAUGACAAUCUCUCCGCGCUAUGACCAGUACAAAGAUGCUUGGGAUACAAAUGUUUCACUUGAGAUUAAAAUUGGGGAUAGAAUUGAAGCAGUUCGGUUCUUCCACUGUUACAAACGAGGAGUUGAUCGUGUUUUUGUGGACCACCCAGUGUUCCUUGAGAAGGUAUGGGGAAAAACUGGCUCCAAGAUCUAUGGUCCCACGGCUGGAGUGGAUUAUCAGGACAACCAAUUCAGAUUCAGCCUGCUGUGCCAGGCAGCUCUAGAAGCCCCAAGAAUUCUGAAUCUCAACAACAGCAAGUAUUUCUCUGGACCAUAUGGGGAGGAUGUUGUGUUCAUUGCCAAUGAUUGGCACACGGCUCUUCUCCCAUGCUACCUGAAAAGUAUGUACAAGCCUAUAGGAAUUUACAAAACUGCAAAGGUUGCUUUCUGCAUACACAACAUUGCCUACCAAGGCAGAUUUGCCUUCUCAGACUUUUCACUUCUCAAUCUUCCGGAUCACUUUAAGAGUUCUUUUGAUUUUAUGGAUGGCUAUCACAAACCUGUAGAGGGAAGGAAAAUUAAUUGGAUGAAGGCUGGAAUAUUAGAAUCAGACAGGGUCAUCACUGUCAGCCCACACUAUGCCCAAGAACUUGUUUCAGGCAUAGAGAAGGGUGUGGAGUUGGAUAACAUCAUUCGCAAGACCGGAAUUACUGGUAUUGUGAAUGGGAUGGAUGUCCAAGAGUGGAACCCAUCUACGGACAAACAUAUUGAUGUGAAAUAUGAUGCUACAACUGUCUUCGAUGCUAAACCUCUUUUGAAGGAAGCACUUCAAGCUGAGGUCGGGUUGCCUGUGGAUGGAAAUAUCCCUGUCAUAGGUUUCAUUGGUAGACUUGAGGAGCAGAAAGGCUCAGAUAUUCUUGCUGCUGCAAUUUCGCAGUUUAUUGGAGAGAAUGUUCAGAUUGUGGUCCUUGGUACUGGUAAAAAGCCAUUGGAGAAGCAGAUUGAACAGUUGGAAAUAAAAUAUCCUGAUAGGGCCAGAGGAGUUGCAAAAUUCAAUGUACCUCUGGCACAUAUGAUCAUUGCUGGAGCUGAUUUUAUGCUGAUCCCAAGCAGAUUUGAGCCUUGUGGUCUCAUUCAGUUACAUGCCAUGCGAUAUGGAACGGUUCCGAUCGUUGCAUCCACUGGGGGAUUAGUUGACACCGUGAAGGAAGGUGUCACAGGAUUUCAGAUGGGAGGCUUCAAUGUAGAGUGUGAUGCUGUUGAUCCAGUGGAUGUUACUGCUGUCGCAACAACUGUUAAAAGGGCCCUUGAGAUGUAUGGUACUCCGGCUUUAAAAGGGAUGAUAGUAAAAGGCAUGGCUCAAGAUCUUUCCUGGAAGGGACCUUCCAAGGAGUGGGAGGAGUUGCUAUUGAGCCUAGAAGUCGCAGGAAGUGAACCUGGAGUCGAUGGUGAGGAAGUUGCUCCCCUUGCGAAGGAUAACAUAGCCACUCCUUGAAUUAGCUCCCAAGUUAAUUGACAAUCCAUGUCAAACUAACUUAUGUGCCAUAUACCACUGACGGUUUCCCUGUGUGUGGUUCUAUGUUUGUUCAAGCAUAUACUCCCUAGUUGGAAACCAAUAUUUGUUAGAUCUGUUUGGUCUUUGCUACAAGGGAGUGGUGGUUUUGGGAGAGUAAGUGCGACUGUAAUAUGUUGAGUGGAUGUAUGUUCCAUACAAUCCACCGAGGUUGUCAUGUGAGGGAGAUGUUGGCCGUUGGUUCUCGCCAAGCUACUAUUAUCUACCAAGUAAAUAAUAAAUAGAAAUCUUU
Telopea speciosissima is the source of this 2247-nucleotide messenger RNA. RefSeq names its product granule-bound starch synthase 1, chloroplastic/amyloplastic-like. The record is from RefSeq and is a predicted model, not a curated record. The transcript has 14 exons. NCBI's taxonomy places the organism in Eukaryota, Viridiplantae, Streptophyta, Magnoliopsida, Proteales, Proteaceae. The coding region runs from base 90 to 1937 and encodes 615 amino acids. Gene Ontology annotation, molecular function: alpha-1,4-glucan glucosyltransferase (UDP-glucose donor) activity.